This is a messenger RNA of Mollisia scopiformis, 1726 nucleotides long. RefSeq lists its product as uncharacterized. The coding region runs from base 339 to 1616 and encodes 425 amino acids. The record is from RefSeq and is a predicted model, not a curated record. Lineage: Eukaryota; Fungi; Ascomycota; Leotiomycetes; Helotiales; Mollisiaceae. The transcript has 4 exons.
CUACGCAUCCAUCAAGGAGGCUCCAACGGAUAUCCAGCGAGUCUUGCUUGAGUUACAACUACUAUCCAGCAUCGUCUCGGGUAUUCAGAUUGUGUUUGAGAAGCGCUCGCUCCCUGAAAAUAACGAGGCUACGACAAGAAAAUCGCUAGACCUCGUCAGACACGAUAUCAAGAAACUAUCAGAUCUCACUUUGACUCUGGAACGCAAACUCAAUUCUGAAAAGAGGACCGUCCGUACUUGGGCCCGUGUUCAGACUGUACUUUCAGAAAAGAAAAUUGCUGUGCUUAGAGAUCACUUAGAUCGUGCUAAGGGGACAUUGCAGUUGUUGCAAUGCCGAAAUGGACGAUGUUCAAUCUCUUAUUUCCAUCUCCUCUCAAAAACCAAAAGAUCUAGGAUAUCCAUGGGAAACAGGCCAGACUGGAGAGUACGUCAAGAUUGAUGAUGGGCUAGAAAAGCCCUUUUACUUACCCUUUGACUUGUGCUCAACUCCAAAGGACUUCAUCGGUAUUCUCACUCACAAAUACAAGUCCAAGCAACUUCCUGGGCUCCCACAAGUACAAAGGGGUCAUUUUGGGGCUCUGAACUGGAGCGAAUCAACUUACAUUACUUUAGAUAAUUGGGAGUCGAUGGUGAGGGAAGGCGGAGGUGUUAAGAUAGCUUUCAUUAUGAGUACGUGGCACGGAUUUCCACUUGGUAAAUGUAUGCGAUGUUACAAACCGAGAGGCAAGAACACAGCUGGGCCGAGACAGACGAAAUGCUUUUCAUGUGGCCUAGAAGUUCGCAGGGUAGAGCCAGACGCCAUUCCAUUCGAAGCAACGGAUGUAUCGGUGGGAUUCGGUCCUGAUCAGUACCGCAAGUAUCAAAUCACCUCAAGGAAAAAGACAAGUCCAGGCACUACACCUCCUGCAACCUCAGCGCCUGAGACUGCAAAGCACAACACGUUCUCUGACAAUCCGCCCAUCGAUUUCGUAUGCAAGCGUCUCAUCGUCAAAUGGGAACCAAUCUUCAACUUCGUCCAUCGCUACCUACACUGCCGCUGUGUAAUCCGCCUAUCAACACCUUCGCACAUCGAAAAAGAGCAGACUCUCCUAACCUUCGCGCAAUGUCCCAGACAUAACGAGACAGGUGCCACUCACCUCGAUUACGGAGACCUCGAUUAUCAUUCCGACAAGUACUUUGAUCGAUUCGGAGGCUAUCGCUCCUUUCAAGCCAUGAUUUACGCAUUUGCACCAAAUAUAUACGAGAUUCUAGGAAGAGAGAAAUUCUUGGCUGGAGAGCAGAUCGAUGCCGCGUUCGAUGCUCUAAAUGCCUUUCGAAGAGGGGACGAAAUGCGUCUUCGUAAAGCGUUUUUGGAGUAUGUGUACGAAGUCAACGAUGAGCUGGAGCGAAACGGGUUCCCGUUGCCGGAGUCGGCGGUACAUGGCGUUAAGGAUGAGCGGCGGCGAAGAGAGGAGGCGCAUGCUGUGGGGAAUAAAGAACUUGGAUUUCCGGAGUUCAGCAAGGAUUUGAGGAAAGAAUUCCAACGAGAUAUUCGCGAGGUACCGAUGAUGAAAGAGGUGGAUGAGAUACUGGAUGGGAAGUGGUCGGGGAAACCUCAUUGGAUGAUUGAGGAUUGAAUGUAGUGAAGUCUUGUGGCGCUAGGACAUUCAGGUGCAGGGAGAUGGAAUUACCUUUAUCUUGAUCUUUGGUUAGGAAUAUCCACAAAAUCAUAGUUGACGCAACUCCA